CAUUGAGAUUUUAUGAGUAAUGAGCAACUGAAUGAAUUACUGAGCUUUUUUUUAUUUUUUUCUUUCAGAGGAGUUAGAUGCAAUGAUACAGCUCAACUUUAUGUUUUGAUUUCUCAAAAAGUCGAAUUUGUGCGCGAAAUACUUUAAAAAUCUGAAUUAUGGUUUAAAAUUUAUAAAAUAAUAGGAGAAUUAGUAAACCACAUAAUUUUUUGUUAAAGCUUUAACAUCGAACUGCUAAUUUUUUAGUUCAGGUAGGCACUUCUGUCACAUGAACUAUAAAACAAUAGAUAAUCACUAAUUUCAUCUAGAAGUUGACAGACCCGAUUAUGGGGACAUGACAUCGAAGCCUUCCAACGAAAUCAAUCCUAUGACUUCCAGAUCUGUAACUAAUCCAGAUGAUGAUUCUAGUGACACCAAUUUCCCUGACAAUGUAUGGAUGGAUGAUGCAGACACAACUGGUUCGUUCCUUGGGAAAAUUUUUGAAAAGAAGCAAGAAAACGUGGACGAUGUUUUCAACAUCGUGUCUAAUCGAGCCAUGCUGGAGACGGAAGUUUGGAAGACUCAAACGGCUUUAUACGAUGAGCUGAUAGCAGCUUCAGUCGCUGAGAGAGAAGAAAAAAUAAAGCGCACAAUCAAAUAUGAAGAACUUCUUGUAGAGGUUGAGCAAUUAAAAAAGAUUAGAUGUGAAAAUGAAGCUUGCAUAGAGAAUUUAAUGAAAGAAAAUGCUUUAAUGAAGAAAAAUAUAUGUUCCUUAUAUAAGACUGCAAAAGCUGAAUCUGAACAAAAGGACAAGAUGAUGCUGGAAAUUAAUGAAGAAUUAAGUUCACUUAGGCAUAGAAAUAAAAUAAACUCAAAGCAGGAGAAUAAUUAUGCCAACAUGCAUCAUGAUAAACUGAAUGGUGAUGCAAGAAAUAAUGCUGCUUGCAAUGAAGCUGUAGAAAACAAAGUACUCAAACUCACCUCUUCAUCCUCAAGACGAGUGAAUAAUCAUACAGAUAGGCAUGAAGUUAAACUAAGUGAUGAUGACAGAAACAAUAAAAUGUGCAACAAGGCUGUAGAAAGCAGAAUAACUAAAUCAAAAGAGGAAAAAUUAAGUUCUCAUCAGUCUAGUCAUAAAAGUAGGGAUGAUCUCAACAGUAUUAACUACUCAAGAAAAAGAAAAAGGGACUCGCCCUAUAGGCAAUCUACAAAAUACAGCCGCAGCUAUUAUGACCGUUCUAAAACUGUUGAAAAAUCGUCUUAUAGCUAUUAUAAAAGAUCAUAUGGAUAUAAUGGUAAAUCGCCUAGAAAAAAUACUGACAAAAGAUAUAUCAAGAAAUCUGUUCGAAAAUCUUCCACAUCAAAUACAGAUUCUAAAAGGGGGACUUCAAAAUUAGAGAGCUCAAAAGCCACUAUUAGAAGGUCUGAUAAAUCUAAAAGCAGUGGAAAAGCAUUGGCAAAUAAAUCUUUGGUUCACGAAAAAACUGAAAAUAAAAAUUCUGAUUCUAAAAAGAAUGCUGAAACUAAAAUCCAGUGCUCAGACAAUGAUUUACGUGCAAAAGUAGUUGAUCCUACUAGCUCUGAAUUGUUUUGGAGACAGGAUAAAAUGAUCGCUAAUGUGGUUAAAGAUCUGUCUCAAGUUUUAAAUUCUGAAUUACCCGCUACACCAUCGUCAACUCCAUCUGUAAUAUCUGCAACAGAAUUGCAUUCUGUUCCUGUAGCAAUCACUGCUAAUGUACCAGUUACGUCUGAAAUCUUUGGCGUCGAAGAAUGUACGCCUCCCAAAGCAAUUGUUGCUGAAGUGCCUGCACCACGAGCAUUAGUUAAUGCUGACGAAGUGCCAGCUGAAGUGUCUGUUUCACCUCAAAUAAGUGCCGCUGAAGUCAUUGCUUCAUACUUACCAGUAGCUACAGAAAUACCCGUUACAAGUAACAACAGUACAAAAGCGAAAAAUAUUAUUCCAUUACAAAAUGGUGAUUCUAAAAUUAAUUCCAAUAGUGAGAUGAAUUCUGUUGAACAAAAUGUGUCUUCUGCAUCUUCCAGUUAUAACCUAAUUAAUAAUUCUGAGCAUAAUUUAAAUCCAAAAAAUAAAUGUUUUGACAUUUUGGAAGAUAAGACAACAACAAAUGCGCUUUUCUUUGGUCUGCUUCCAAUUGAAAUUAGAAGAUCUUUUAUGGAGUAUGAACAACAGCUUAUUGUAAAUACAAAUAUGUUAAAGCAGUCGUUUGUAAAUUAUUAUUUUAAACAUUAUGAAGGUAUUGGUCCUUCAACACACAAAGAUGAAGUAACAGCAGCAGACAAUGAACCGUCUAAGGAGCAAUGUUCAGUUAAUCAAACUACUAGUCAGAAUAAGAAAGAUGUCUACUCUCCCCUGUUCUUUUUUGACGAGAAAAACAAAAUGGCAAUGAGUAUAAAUUCAAAUAUAUCUCCAAAAACUUUAUCUGUCAAUGAAACUAAUAAUAAUAGACUCAUGAUACCAACAUCAGACUCACAGGCAUGUGAUGUUGUCCUAACACAUCCUUCUUUGGUACCCGAUGUUAAAUCUAAAGGUGCUAUUUCAGAUAAUGAAGAUGUACAUUCAGACUCUACUAAAGAAAUUGAUACUUUCCACCUUGAUGUGAUCCAGAAACAGUUGGAAAAGGAAAUGUAUAAAGACUUAUCUCCUGUUUUAAAUUUACACUCAACUAUUAUACCUGAAACAACUACUAUGCCCAUAUCACUUGCUUCUGAAAUAACUACAUUUCCUACGUCUGUUUCUAUUGAAAUGCCUUUGCCACCUGUAUCAGUUUCUGAUGAAGAACCUAUUCCAUUCUCAUCAAAUGCAGUUAAUGUACCAGAACCAUCUGCAUCAGUUGACGCUGAAGUACCUACUCCAUUUGCAUCAAAUGCAGAAGUAUCGGAGCCAUCUGUAUCAGUUGAUGCUGAAGUACCCACUCCAUUUGCAUCAAAUGCAGAAGUAUCAGAGCCAUCUGUAUCAGUUGAUGCUGAAGUACCUACUCCAUUUGCAUCAAAUGCAGAAGUAUCAGAGCCAUUUGUAUCAGUUGAUGCUGAAGUACCUACUCCAUUUGCGUCAAAUGCAGCUAAAGUAUCGGAGCCAUCUGUAUCAGAUGAUACUGAAGUACCAAUGCUUGCUGAAUCACAUGUUUCAGUUUCUUCAAAACAACAAACUCCUGCAGCAUUUGCUGCUGAAAUACCUUCGCCAAUUGCUGCUAAUGUACCAGAUUUAUCUGUAUCAGUUACUGCCGCGGUGCCUGGUACAAAUAGUUGCAGAGCCAAUAGUGAUUGCUCUAUUGGUCAUGCUAAACAAAAAAGCCCUCAAAAACUUCAAAUCUGUUAUAGAGAAGUUAAUCAAGAGUCAUAUCCACAAUAUUUUAAUUCUAUAUAUUCCAGAAGACAACUUGUUAAAACGGCUCUUAAAGAGCAAGAAGAAAAUGGGCUGAGCAAAUCAACAAGAGAGGACUUGGUAAAACUUUAUAAGUAUAAAACUGACAAAAAACCACUUGUUAUUUGGCGGAAAGCAAAGCAUCAAAAAGAGACUUAGCAUUAAAAUUCUUUGCAUACACAAAAAUAUUUUUUAAUUUUACAUCUCACACAAUUUGUUUACUUUUAUAUCCAACCCAGUGGCACCUUCUCAAAACAGUUUUUUUAUAUAUAUUUAGAUACAUAAACACUAACAAAAAGAGAAUGGUAAACAAACAAAAAAACUUUAAAAAUUGCAAAGAAAGCAUUUUAUGUUUUACAAAUUUUCAACAUGCUUAAAUUUCUUCUCUGUUUUUAAAAGUUUUUGUCACACUCUCUUGAUAGGGGUCAUAAAAAAAGGCGACACUAGGUAAAGACCUAUCAUUAAAAUUUCUUACUUUUAAAUUUAAUUCCAACUCCAUUUAAAUUUUAUUGUUGUAAGGAUUACACUUCCAUCAGAAAAAUAUGGAUGUUGCCUUUCGAAAAUUUCGCUAUUUCGUCACUUUAACUCUACCUGUGAGAGCUGCGCAAUCAUUUAUAACAUUAUUCUUAAGCGCAUAUAUCUUAUUACCCAUGUACAAAAUUUUAUUCUAUUAACUCAAACGGUAUGCUCUCCUGAGGAUCAUGUGUCCCCAAAGUCAUUUUAUCACCCUGUACAUCAAACUAAUUAUGUUAAAUAGAUUUUUGACUUAUUAUGUUAUGUAUAUAAAAGGAGAAGGAAAAAUAUAUUGGUGAGCACAAUACUCUUUUAUAAAAUUAGGUUUUAUUGUGAGUUUUUUUAUUUUAUUUUUGUCAACUGGAAAAAGUAGUGGUACUCAUAAAGGCAACUUAUUUUAUCUUCCUCCUACAUUUUUUCCUAGCAUUCAACAAAUGUUUUCCAUUUAUCUGGUAAUUCCUAAGGAAUCUUAAGUAUGCACUUCCAAUGGAAAAAAAGUUGUUGGGCAUUUUAACCUUAAAAAUCAUUCUAUUAUAAAAUUUUAGUUCUUGAUUAUUUAUAUUUUAAAAUUGUUGGGUCUAUUUUUUUUUUUUAAUAAACUCAUUUUUGAAAAAUAAUUUGGAAAUAAUUAUUUUAUCUAUAUAUAUGAGUGUGACAUUUUGUGAAUUAUAGUAUGUAUCAGAGGGAUGUUUUUAUUUUUAUUAGAUCUACAUAACUUUUUUAAAGGAGGGUAAAUGGACUAGAUAUUUAGGCUUUCAAGGACCUCAAAUAUUUAAAAGAAAUUUAAGUCAAAAGCAAUUUCACUGCUUUUGUGAAAAUAAGCUAAACUUAUCCAUUAUUCUAAACAGGUCUAAAAGUUUCGUUCCAUUUAAAUUAAAAAAUUUUGAUAUAAAUAUUUAUAAAACAUAGCUGUAAAUAUUUCUAAAAUUUAAAUUUUUUUCUCAAUAGAAAUAAAUAUUUGGCUGUGGUAAUUUUUUUAUUUUAUUUUGUCUACAUAUAAAUUAACUCCUUUAGUUUUAAAAUUAACGCUUUAACUACAAUUCUGUUAAAAAUUUCUUGAUUGAAAAAAGUUUUUUUUUAUAAUAUUUCAAAUUAGGGAUUAAGAUUAUAGUUUAGAUGUUUAAUUCAAAAAGCAAUUAAAAAAUUCUAGCAAUUUUCAAAUUUUGAAAAUAUUACUUUUUGUUAAAAGAGUGGGGUAGCUGCACAUAAACCAUUAUUAGGUAGUGUUAAUCUCGCGCCCUGCAAGUCGUUCAUCUCUACUUUGUUUUUAUGCAAUAAAGAUGUCGAAAUUUUACAUCAAAGUCAUUUAUAUUUUGUUUGUACAUUUUGUUGAAAAAUUUAAUGGAUUUCUUGGUAGUAAUGUAUAUAAUAUUUGAUUAUGCUGUAAGGGGAUAAAAAAAUGUUUUUUUUUUUUUUUAAAUUCUAAUUUAUUGAUUAAGCAAAACUAUAUUUUAAGCUAAACUGAAAAAGAUAUUUAUGAAUAACAGAAAUCAUGAUCAUUUGUACUAUCACAUGGUUUUUUUUAUUGUAUAAAUAUAUUGUAAUUUAUAUUUUUAUGUGAUAAUUUUGUUGUUUACUAUCUGACUCAAUAAAUUUAAUUUAUUUUUUGAUUCUUG
Molecule: messenger RNA, 5490 nt
Organism: Parasteatoda tepidariorum (common house spider)
Lineage: Eukaryota; Metazoa; Arthropoda; Arachnida; Araneae; Theridiidae
Source: RefSeq, a predicted model, not a curated record